AUGGAUCGGGGGAUCGGAUCCCGGGAUCGGGGUGUGGGGUAUGAGGACAGGCACAGCCGCCACAGCCCCACGCCUGGGGGUCGACCCAGCAGGUCAAGCAGUCCGAGAGGCAGAGUGCAACGCCCAGGAGAUCGUGAGGCUCCUGCUGCUGCUGCUGCUGCUGCUGCUGCUGCUGCAGCUGCUGCGUCUUCUUCCCCUGCAGCUCGCAGGAGGCCUUCUCCCCCCCCAGCUGAUCGCCGGAGCCAGCAGGCGGACGAAGCAGCGGAUGCUGCACUACCGAGGCGCAGCAGCAGAAGCAGAAGCAGGAGCAGCAGCAGGAGCAGCAUGAAAGACAAAAGGAGACGGGGCAGCUAUGGCCAAGCAGACAGCAGAAGCCCCAGUAGGAAGCGUCGCAGCUGCAGCACCGCCGCUGCAGCAGUGAGUGCAGCAGCAGCAGCAGAAGCUGCUGCUGCCCUAGGGGCCCCCCCCGCAGUGGCAGUGGUGAUAAUAGCGAGAGGGGAGGGAGACGGCUCCAUACGGAUGCAGAAAAUGAAAAAGAGUGCAGACGAAGCCCCUCGCCGAGGCGGGAUGAUGGAGCCCGCUCACGGGGUCACGACACAGGAUCCCGGGAUCGUGGGGCCGGGUCCCGGGACCGGGCGAUCGGAUCCCGAGACCUCGAUGCAGGGUCCCGCGGCCGUGAGCUCGAGGCUCGGGGUCGAGGCACUGCUGGGUCCCGGGACCGCAGGAGCGGGUCCCGCGGCCGUGGUGUUGGGUCCCCAGGCCGUGGUGUCGGAGCUCGGGGUCGCGGUGCUGGGUCCAUGGAUCGGGGGAUCGGAUCCCGGGAUCGGGCUGUGGGCUCGCAGGAGGCCUUCUCCCCCCCCAGCUGAUCGCCGGAGCCAGCAGGCAGACAAAGCAGCGGAUGCUGCACUAUCGAGGCGCAGCAGCAGAAGCAGAAGCAGAAGCAGGAGCAGCAGCAGGAGCAGCAUGAAAGACAAAAGGAGACGGGGCAGCUACGGCCAAGCAGACAGCAGAAGCCCCAGUAGAAAGCGUCGCAGCUGCAGCACCGCCGCUGCAGCAGUGAGUGCAGCAGCAGCAGCAGAAGCUGCUGCUGCGCGCAACAGCAACGCUGGAGCGGUCCAGGAUCGGUACGCGAAGGACCCCCUUGAGGCGGGCUCUGAGGGAGCAGCAGCCACCGGAGUAGGACCUUCUGGGGGUGGGCCCGCUGCUGCUGCUGCUCCUGCUGCUGCUCCUGCUGCUGCUCCUGCUGCUGCGGCCGGGAGUGGUGCUGGAAGCAGCAGCAGCAGCUGUGCUGCUCCUGCGAAGCCCGAGGGACGCGUCUCCAAGUGGAAGAGCCGCUGGGGUGUCGCUGCACCUGGGGUAUCGUCUUCUCCAGGCGAAGGCAAGCCAGCAGCAGCAGCAGCAGAUGCUGCAACAAAGCAAACACUGGCAGCAGCAGCAGCAGCAGCAGGGGCAGCAGGGGGUGAACAAGCUAGCGCGAGAGGUGAGAGUGUAUCUGAGGCGGCGUUUCCCUUCUUGCGGGCCGCCGGAGACAGCGCGGGGCCCAAGGGGGCCCCCCAAGACCCUCUCGGGUCCCCUGGGGGCCCCGGUGACAGCGGGAGAGCUGCAGAGAAAUAUUUGGGGUCUCUGGAUAUGAAGCCGAAGAUUAAAAUAGUGCUGUCACGAAGCGCGCAGCAGCAGCUGAUGCAGCGGCGGCAGCUGCAACGGUCUGCUGCAUCGCAGGGGGGAGUUGAUGAGUCUUCUGCUGCAGCACUAGCGGAGGCUUACCUGCUGGCAGCUGGAGAGACACCAAGUGCAGCAGCAGCAGCUGCUGCUGCUGCUGCUGCUACUGAUAGCGACGGCAAUGAUCCACAGCAGCUGCUGCAUGAGCAGCAGGAGCAGGAACAGCAGCAGCAGCAGGAGCAGCAGCAGCAGGAGCAGCAGCAGCAGGAGCAAGAACUGACGGAGCUCCCGGAGAGGGCCGCUGUCGCUGCAGCAGAGGCGUCCCCAGCUGCUGCAGAGGCGGAGGCUGCAGAAGACAGUGGAGAGAUUACAGCUGAAGCAGCAGCAAAAGAGAGACACGAGAGACGCCUGGGCAUCCCCAAGGCCAUGAGAAUGCCAGCAGCACAGGAGACAGCAGGCGGAGACGCCGCAGGGGCGACAACUGCAGCAGCAGAAGCAGCAGCAGCUGCUGCUGAGGAUGCUAAAGGAGGCGAGGCAGGAGCGGAGACAAACGGAGACACCACCUCAGCUCCCGCCUGGCGCAGCUCGCAGCCAGGUGCUGCUGCUGUUGCUGCUGAUGCUGCUGCUGCUGCAUACGGGAAAUCCCCUAGGAGAAGCCGAAGGGGAUCCAUGAGCUCUUCUGCGUCUCCUGUAGCUGUGGGCCCCCCACUGCCUAGCCAUAGAGAGCGGGAGGACCGAGGAGCAGCAGCAGCAGCAGCAGCAGCAGAAGACAGAGGGGAGGAGGGGUCUCAGUGCAGCAUCGGUGGAGUAGAGACAGAGAUAGAGAGAGAGACAGAGAGAGAGAUAGAUACAGAGAGGGAGAGAGGAGGAGGGGAUACAGUCCCUAUAGGGAGAGGGACAGAGAUGAUGUCUACUACAGGGAUGGAGACAGAGACAGAGAAAGAGAAAUGUAUCGAUACAGAGACAGGGAUAUGUACACCACAAGAGGAAGAAGCAGAGAAAAUUAUAAUUACAGGGACUACAGAGACAGGGAUAAUAGAGACUUUAGAUACCGCCGAUACUAUGGAGAUAGAGAUGAAGGCAGAGACAGAGGAGGGGGCGGAUACGAACACUAUGGGGGCCCCAGACGAUGGCGGCAGGGUUAAGUAA
Messenger RNA from Eimeria mitis, 2808 nucleotides. RefSeq lists its product as uncharacterized. The coding region runs from base 1 to 2808 and encodes 935 amino acids. Lineage: Eukaryota; Apicomplexa; Conoidasida; Eucoccidiorida; Eimeriidae. The transcript is spliced from 6 exons. The record is from RefSeq and is a predicted model, not a curated record.